This is a messenger RNA of Coturnix japonica (Japanese quail), 1068 nucleotides long. NCBI's taxonomy places the organism in Eukaryota, Metazoa, Chordata, Aves, Galliformes, Phasianidae. The record is from RefSeq and is a predicted model, not a curated record.
GGCACCGACCCACACGGCAUCCGCCACCGAACUGCAGCCCCCACCGCCGCCCUCACGGAGGGGCCGUUAUCCGCUAUACAACCGCCUGGGGGAGCACAACGGGACAGGCAUCGCGGCGGGCAGCCCCGCGGCCGGUGUGACCGGGGGGCGGCGGUGGCGACCGGGGGUUGGAGCGGGGAUGGGGCCGGUGAGGAGGAGGGAGCGGGGCUCCAUCACGGCAGCGCUGUUUGUAAUGGCGGCUGUGGCCGCUCUAAUGCCCGCAGUGAGCGGCCGGCGGAGCCAGGACCUGCACUGCGGAGCGUGUCGGGCGCUGGUGGAUGAGCUGGAAUGGGAGAUCGCCCAGGUGGACCCACGGAAAACCAUCCAGAUGGGCUCGUUCCGCAUCAACCCCGACGGCAGCCAGUCGGUGGUGGAGGUGCCGUACGCCCGUUCUGAAGCUCAUUUAACGGAGCUGCUGGAGCGGGUGUGCGAGAAGAUGAAGGAAUACGGGGAGAAAGUGGAUCCGGCCACGCACCGUAAGAGCUACGAGCGAAUCGUGUCACACGACGGGACCAAAAUGGACCUGAACGGGCUCAAAAAUCGACCGGGCGACGUGGCCGCCAGCCUCAAUUUGCGGUGUUGUGAGAGCAUCGCUGAGGAGUACGAGGACGAGCUCAUUGAGUUCCUGUCCCACGAGGCUGAUAACGUCAAGGACCGGCUGUGCAGCAAGAGGACGGAUCUAUGUGACCACGCUCUGCACCUCCCACACGAUGAGCUGUGACACCGCCGGCCCCGGGCUGCUCUGACCCCAUAACGACACCAGGCUGCCCCACAGCCCCAUCCCCACACCGUAUGGGGGGGAGAGGGGGGGAUUUGAUUCUCCCGUCCUAUUUAUUCUCUGUCCAUUCACUUCUCUGUGGGGUAGGGGAUGUGUCCUAUGGUUGGGGCCGUGUUCUGGUGGCUGCUUUGUGGCUCUGGGCUCUUUAUGGAGCUGCUAAAGGGACUAAAGGUGCCGCUGGGGGGUUUGUUGGGGACCCGGGGCCCUAAAAAAGGAGGCAAUAAAUGGGGGCCCAAUGUGGGUCGGUGUCA